Molecule: messenger RNA, 1393 nt
Organism: Ipomoea nil (Japanese morning glory)
Lineage: Eukaryota; Viridiplantae; Streptophyta; Magnoliopsida; Solanales; Convolvulaceae
Product: probable purine permease 9
Exons: 2
Coding region: 110-1246 (378 amino acids)
Cellular component (GO): membrane
Molecular function (GO): purine nucleoside transmembrane transporter activity
Source: RefSeq, a predicted model, not a curated record
GGUGGAGACACUUUAAAGAAAGAAAGAAAAAAAAAAAAAAAAAGCUAAGGGCAUUAGAAGAUAACUCAAACAAAUAUCUUGCCAGAGCUUUCUGAGAGUACAGUUCCACAUGGGUGAAGAACACGAGAGAUUGCUGGAUAACACAAGUUAUGAAGCUGUGGAAUUUGGGGGUGAAAUCAAAGUUUCUACUGAUAAGGGAAUUGAUUCAACAUCGAUUAAUGUCAACUGGAAAUGGUGGUUUGAGAUAGCUUUCCAUACAGUUCUGACCUUAUCAGGCUUAGAAGCUGCUAUUCUCUUGUCAAGAAUUUACUAUGACCAAGGAGGUAACAGCAAAUGGCUCAUGGCUUCAAUCCAAACUGCAGGCUUCCCCUUUCUCAUCCCCUUUCUCUUCUUCUCCAAAACUCAUCCUAAUUCUUCUUCUUUUUCAGACCCACCACCUUAUUCUUUUCUGCUUCUGGCUUUAGUUUCCACUGUUCUUGGUUUGCUCAUAGCAGCAACUGAUGUUUUCUAUUCACUUGCCUUAGAAUACCUCCCUGCCUCUACUUAUUCCCUUCUUAACUCAUCCCAGUUAGCCUUCACUGCCCUUUUCUCUUUUCUCCUUAAUGCCCAAAGCUUCACCCCUUACAUAAUCAACUCCGUCAUAAUCCUCACCUUCUCCCCUAUGCUCCUCAUCUUCAGCCCAGACACCACAUCAUCGUCCGAGGUAGCCUCUAAUAAGGAUGAGUACAUGUUGGGGGUUCUGUUCACAAUCGCCGCGUCUGCUUGCCCUGCACUCAUCUUCUCCCUAUCCCAACUUGUAUUCGAGAAGAUCAUCAAAAGGGAAACCAUAAAAGACACGAUGAUUCUCACUGUUUUACAGUGUUUUGUGGCCACGGUUGUGACCCUGGUGGGGCUGUUUGCCAGUGGGGAGUGGAAGGGGCUGAGAAGAGAAAUGGAGGAUUACAAGCAAGGGGUUUUAGCCUACAAUCUGGACUUGUUUUUUACUGCUGUUGCCAACCAGGUUUACAUUGUUAGCUCUUAUACCUUGACUUUUAAGGUUUCGUCCUUGUUUUCCAACGUGGUUAUAAGGUUGGCCACUCCUCUGACUCCAUUGCUGUCCAUGUUGUUCUUGAAUGAAGAGAUGAGUGGGUUGAAGGUGAUGUCCUUGCUGCUGUCUGUCUGGGGAUUUGCUUCUUAUAUUUAUCAACAAUAUCUUGAUGAUUUGGAGGCCACAAGUAAGUGUACAGUAAAGAUAUCAGAUCUCUGAUCUAAGAAUGGAUCUAUUAUUUUAAUGUUUCCAUUUAAAGUCACAUGUACCAAAUUUUACAAAUAUACUGUAAUAUAAUGUUCAUUCCCAAAAUCUGAUCUAUUUUAAAGAAAUUCUACAACAAGGAAGAGUGGUAUUUUAUUGUUU